UUUUGCUUCAACCAUUUUGCAACUCGCCGAUUGUACUUUGUACUCUAAUAAAAUUGCGAAAGAUGUCAAUCUCCCCUCAAAAUGCCAUCACGAUCUUCUUCAACGUCACUCCAGACAAUGGGCAAUGCUUCAAUCCACCCGAAGUAUUUCUCUGGUUCAUAUCCAUGACCGUAAUGAGCUGUACCUGGUCUCUCUUAUUCGGGAGUCUCGAUUUUCGGAAAAUAUUACGACAUGUCCAAAUCCCCCUUUUCGAAGACAAGUCAGCGAACUUCUUUAUCAGCCUGACCGGGAGUCUUGUAUGGAACAUCGCCAUGAGUGUUCUGACAGCAUACAUCUUGACUACAGGGGGACUCGCCUCCUCAGCACCUUUGCGCUACCUUCUCAUGGCAUGGUUCUGUCGUCCUUUGCCUGGAGCAGCCACUUUGCCUACAAGUUUGUUCGACUACAACGCCUUUCGAGCAAACAUCCAAGAAAUAAUUGUCGUCGAGUCCAUCUACGCACUUCCACCUAUCUACCUCUUCGGCACAAUUGCGAGCGAGUCAAUCCAUUUUGGUGUUCAUGCGAAAUACUAUCUCGCACAAGAUAAGCACUACCACUUUGGAUUUGCUUUGCUUCGCGGCGGUGCUGCCGUCGAUCUCCUGGCUUGGAUCCUUCUUAUAUUCGUACUGGGGUCGAUUGUCUUUGUGCUGAUGGAAGAGGGGAUAUCAAAAUCUUUGGCGAGAAAGGAUGAUAGAAUCACAUGGACUCUCCUGGCUCUGUGCGUGCUGAGAUUUUUGGGUGGUGGGUUGCUGUGGGUUGGAAGUGUGCAGUUGUCUCCGGCGAACUUCUGUCCGACAAAGUCGAUGAUUACGAAGAUCACGCUUCUCUGGACCUUUGUGCCGUUGGUGGAUGUUCUGUGGAGGGGAGUUUGGGGAGUUGAGCAGCAGGAAAAUGGUAGAGAAGGAAGAUACGACUAACAUUCUUGUAUCCUCACUAAGGAGAUAUGGCAUUUUCAGAAACAAUAAAAGAACAUAUGAAUACCAUUGAUUGAGCUUCGGCGUUGUGGGGCAGUGUGGAAUCAUAACGAAGGACUACAUGGCUCCUCCAAUAACCCGAAUAACACAAUGCACUGUAGCCUCAUCCUGCAAACCAUAAUCCAACAAAGAAUUUCCUUCCUUGAGCUGUUUCCCCUUGUAAAUAAUUCUCAAAUGCUCAGGAUCGACCCCCUGUCUCGAAGCCACCUUCUCGAUGAAAACCUUUACAGGCAUUCCUAGCUUCACAGGGCCCACGUUCAUCGGCCGGCUCUGAUCGACAUCUAGAGCGAAGAUUGUUCUCAGUUCUUCGCCUGAGAACCCCGCUUCAUCGUAAGAUGGGAGCUCGGAAGGGGCUUCCACUACAGUUGUGCGUGAAG
This is a messenger RNA of Hyaloscypha bicolor E, 1390 nucleotides long. RefSeq lists its product as uncharacterized. Lineage: Eukaryota; Fungi; Ascomycota; Leotiomycetes; Helotiales; Hyaloscyphaceae. The transcript has a single exon. The record is from RefSeq and is a predicted model, not a curated record. The coding region runs from base 63 to 956 and encodes 297 amino acids.